This is a messenger RNA of Danio aesculapii, 968 nucleotides long. RefSeq names its product macrophage mannose receptor 1-like. The transcript has 3 exons. NCBI's taxonomy places the organism in Eukaryota, Metazoa, Chordata, Actinopteri, Cypriniformes, Danionidae. Bases 16 to 963 code for a protein of 315 amino acids. The record is from RefSeq and is a predicted model, not a curated record.
GCCACCGUUGACAACAUGGAUGACAUGAUCCAGCUGAACAAGACUGUAAAUAAUAGAAGUAAUGAGAAUAUCUGGAUUGGUCUUCAGAAGACGAGUGUUUAUAAAUGGCAGUGGUCUUCAGGUGAUCCUGCGCUCUUUCUGAACUGGGGAUCUGGAGAACCAGCCGGCAGUGAUAAUUGUGCUGCUAUUAGAAAUAGGCAGUGGUUUGUUGGGCUUUGUAGUGACACCUUAUUCUUCAUCUGCAACAACAUGAGCGCAGGACUGGUGUUUGUCAAUCAGUUGAAGAACUGGAGAGAUGCUCAGAGUUACUGCAGACAGAAUUACAUUGAUCUGGUCAGUGUGAGGAACCAGAAUGAGAGUCAACAGCUGGAGAAGUUCAAUAAUGACAGAAACUCAUCUGGAUCUGCAGUCUGGAUCGGUCUGUUCAGAGACCCAUGGCAGUGGUCAGAUCAGAGCAACUCCUCUUUCAGAUACUGGUAUCCUGGUGAACCAAAUAAUAGUGGAGGUCAUGAAGACUGUACAGUGAUUGGAAAGAAUGCUGAGAGAGAAUGGGCAGACGUCAAUUGUGAUAACCGACAGAUUCCUUUCGUGUGUCAUGAAGAUAAACUGAUUGUGAUCCAGCAGAAUCUGUCGUGGUCUGAAGCUCUGAGAUACUGCAGACAGAAUCAUGUGGAUCUGGUCUCGGUUCAGUCAGUGGAGAUGCAGCGUCGUGUGAUGAACGUGGUUAAACUGGCGUCUACUGAGGCGGUGUGGUUGGGUUUACACAACUACUGCAGCAUGAACAUGUGGCUCUGGGUCAGUGGAGACAUGGUGUGCUAUCAGAACUGGGCUCCAGGGAACGGCAGCACACCGGAAAACUGCAGACUGGAGAACAGAAAAGGAGCAGUUCAGUCUGGAGGAGAUCAGACCUGGAUCAGCCUUCCUGAAUCUCACAGACUCAACUUCAUCUGCACUAACUACUGAGAGAA